Topomyia yanbarensis is the source of this 1566-nucleotide messenger RNA. RefSeq lists its product as uncharacterized. NCBI's taxonomy places the organism in Eukaryota, Metazoa, Arthropoda, Insecta, Diptera, Culicidae. The record is from RefSeq and is a predicted model, not a curated record. The coding region runs from base 1 to 1566 and encodes 521 amino acids. The transcript has a single exon.
AUGCUUCUCAAAGGUCCGGAUCUACUAGUACCCCUCGCAGCGGUGCUCUGCGGUUUUAGGGAGCGUUCGGUAGCAGUUUGUGGAGAUUUGAAACAAAUGUUUCACCAGUUCAGAAUACGCCAACAAGAUGUACACAGCCAGCGCUUCCUCUACCGUGAACACCCAUCGUUACCGGUGAAAACGUUCGCGAUCGACGUUGGUAGCUUUGGAGCCACAUGCUCUCCAUGUCAAGCGCAGUAUAUAAAGAACAUGAAUGCUAAAGAGCACGAAGCCGCUUUCUCCCGGGCUGCGAUGGCCGUACUGAGGAAACACUAUGUAAAUGACUACCUCGACAGUUUCGACACGGAAGAAGAGGCAAUUAAGGUUGCUUUGGAAGUUAAGGAGAUACACACACGUGGAGGGUUCGAGAUAAGGAAUUGGCAUUCGAAUUCGAAAACCCUGCUGCAACGGGUCGGAGAGUCAAAUCAACUACAAGCGAAGGUUAUAAGCGUCGCCGCGGAAAGUGAAGCGGAAAGAGUGCUGGGUCUACUGUGGCUGCCCGAAGAAGAUGUCCUGGCUUUCACAGCCGAGCUGCAGUUGGACGGAAUCUCUCCGUCGAAGCGGAAUAUCUUGCGCAGUGUUAUGAGCUUGUUCUACUCCCAAGGGCUGCUAUCACACAUUACCGUGCAAGGUCGAACGAUUAUCCAAGACACUUGUCGCAGCAAAGCCGAGUGGGACAACGAGGUGAUUGAAACGAUUUGGACACGCUGGCAAAAAUGGAUCACACUGUUCAACGGUGUGGGCCGGAUCAGACUACAAAGGGCAUAUUUUCCCGGGUUUUCAGCCGCAGAAAUCGGGCCAAUUGAACUACACGUCUUUACCGACGCCAGCGAGGAAGCUUACGCGUCUACUGCUUACUUCCGGGCAGUGAUAAACGGUAACGUAUACGUCACGCUAGUUACGGCUAAGGCAAAGGUGGCACCAUUAAAGACCUUAUCAGUACCUCGCCUGGAGCUGAUGGGUGCUCUGCUAGGGGCAAGACUGGCAAAGGCAGCCUGCGAAUAUCAUACGUUUCCUAUUUGUCGACGAAUAAUGUGGACUGAUUCAGAAACAACCCUGGCUUGGAUUCAGUCCCAACACUGCCGUUACAGACAAUUCGUAGCCUUCAGAGUAGGGGAGAUCCUUAGCAAGACGGAAGCAAUCGAGUGGAGGUGGCUCCCUUCACGACACAAUGUAGCCGAUGAAGCCACCAAAUGGGGAAAAGGUUCCAGUACAGAUGUCCAUUCGCGUUGGUUUCGCGGUCCCGACUUCCUAUACUUGCCGGAAGUGGAAUGGCCGAAAAGGACAUCAAAGAAACCGCCGAAGACGGAGGAAGAGCUGCGGUCUUGCUUAAUACAUCGCGUGCUGAUCGUCGAUGACGUGAUCCGUUGGAGCAUCUUCUCCAAGUGGGAGCGUGUGCUGAGAGGGGUAGCUUACGUCCAUCGCUUCGCAGUUAACUGCCGUCAUCGAAUUCAGAAGCAGCCACCAGUGGCGGGUAUCCUGAAUCAAGAGGAAUUGCAGAGGGCUCAGUAUACUCGGACGAAGUAG